This is a messenger RNA of Staurois parvus, 333 nucleotides long. The record is from the annotation of a GenBank genome assembly. Lineage: Eukaryota; Metazoa; Chordata; Amphibia; Anura; Ranidae.
AUGAAGCUCCAUCUUCUGAAGAACACACAUGUGACUUGUAAUGAUGGCACAACAGCAGGGUACUACAUACGAGAAGCCAAGGCAAACAAACGAUGGAUUAUAUUUUUGGAAGGGGGAUGGUGUUGUUACAGUAAGGAGACAUGUGAUAUCAGAUAUAAAAGUGCCAAACGGUUAAUGAGUUCCUCAAACUGGCCAAAGACCAGAAAAGGCACAGGAGUUCUCUCACCCAGGCAAGAUGAGAAUCCUCACUGGUGGAAUCUAAAUGCUGUGUAUGUCUACUAUGAUGGUGAUAAGUAUAAAGAAUUAUCCAGAAAGGAUGUAAAUGUCUACUAA